GAGGUCCUCGAUGCCUUCUUUCACAUGGCAGAUGUGGACUGCGAUGGUCGAAUCAGUGGUGUUGAGUCUGCGAAAAAAAUUCCGAGCUGCUGCUCUGCCUCAGACCACUCUUGCCAAGGUGCUUUAUAACUCCAUUCCUUUCUCUCAUUGUUGCCUUACCAUUCACAUGGAUCAGAACAAGUCAACGGGACUCAAGGGGAUUCUUAUCGUGCGGUACCAAUUAAUCGAGGUCUAUGACUGCAUUUUACGAACACUUGUUUUCCACAUAACUAUUUAUAUCGCAAAACAUUGCAGAUUUGCAAAUGCUCUGUUUGGCAGUGCAUGCUGUUCUCAAACUCAUGCUCUGUUCUUUACGUUGUACGUUCAGAAGCCUCUUUGUCAGAAAGGCGUUCAUUUAGACCGUUGACCAGUUACACAUACCUUGCCAUAAAAUCUGAAUUAAUCAGCUAAUUUGCACCCUAUGAAUAAUCACUUUACAAAUAAAUAAAUAAAUAACCUAGAUUUUUUUUUAUUUAAAUAAACAAAUCUGGGUAAGGAGAAUUGUUUUUGCACAGCAUACCUUCUCUUAAAAGGAGCACAAAAUUAAUGUUGCAGACAUAAACCUUUUUAUGUCUUCGCUGUUGCGAGCGGCCGAAUUUUAGAGGGUGGAGUUUUACGAAAUGCCUGGCACCGCAAAGACUUCUGAUGCAAUGUUUUAGAAGAGCAUGGCUAGAUAAACUGUCUGAGACUUUUGGGAUAAACUACAGCAGAUGUGCCGAUCCAAUUUCCCAGUGUUUUCUCAUUUGGAAUACUCAAGAGAUUGCUGAUGUAACACUGUACCUUCAGCUUUCUUGUUGCAGUCAUGGUGUUUUUCAUUCGCCUCUCAGAUCUAGGCAAUCGUCGAUCAAGGGCAGACAGGAUUCCUUUCACGAAAGAAGUUAUACAAUGCUCUGAAGCUUGCGACAGUAGCACAGACAGAAAGAGAGCUUACGCUGGAGGUGAUCAAGGCAGCUUUAAUAGGAUCAGCCGCUGGACAGCUUCCCCCUCCACGCAUGACACCAUCGCCACUUUCUAACGCCGAAGGGAUACCUGCUCUGCAGACCUCUCAAUCAACAACAUUGCCGAGCAAAUUUUCUACUCUCAACUCCGCACCUUCGAAGAUUCCUUCAGGACUAUUAUUCUACAACUGGAUUUCUGGAAACACUUUCUGCUUAUAUCAACGUUGAUCUUGCAGCACAAUUUCGCGUGAUGAUAUGACAGAAUUCUUCAGUGCGUCCUACUUUUGCAUCUUAGUCUGAAUCUUUGGAUAUCGCACCAACUUCUUAAGCCCUCUCUGCGAUCUUAAAUUCUGGAAGUGUUCAAGAUGGACGCCCAGUAGUGGCACCUGCAUUAAUGUCACCUUGGCCAAGAAUGACUCUGGCAGAUAUACAGCGAUUCGUCCGCAUCUUUAGCCAGGUGGAUACUGAUCAGGAUGGAAAGAUUACAGGAGAGCAAGCUCGUGAGCUCUUCCGAAAUUGGCAACUUCCAAGAGGUGAAAUAGCAGUACUCUUCAUAUGAUGUUCUUUUUUAUGUGCGAAAUUACAUGAUGAUGAUGAGAAGUCAAAUGAUGGGGAUCUCAAGCGAUACGAUUUUUAUGUCCAGAUGUGCUAAGGCAUGUUUGGAACCUCGCGGAUCAAGAUGGUGACAAUAUGUUGUCGGUCCGUGAGUUCUGUACAGCCGUUUAUCUCUUAGAAAAAUCCAAGGAAGGCCACCCCCUGCCUUCUAGACUCCCGACGGACAGUCACCGCGAAGAUUAUCCUACUCCUGACAAGAUGAUACUAUCUGCCUCUCAGCACUUACGCUAUGCUUUGGCCACCACUCCAAUAGGGCACCUCCAGUACUCAAUACCCGCUACGCGAAGGGACUUUGACUGUCACAAUCCUCAACCCCCUCAUGGUGACACAAGUGGCAUAAAUCACAAGUGAAAUAUUGAAGAAGAUUCUGCGACACAUCCUUCACCGAUACUGUCAGACAAACCUAUUAAGCAGAUCGCUGAUUUGAAUAGGCGUACUCUGUCACAGAAGGAGAGGGCAGAGUAUUAUCGCUCAAAGCUACAAGAAAUUGUGCUUUUCAACACUAGAUGUCACAACAAGCUCGUGGAGUUGACAGAGAAGGUUGUCACACUUAGACGUAAGGUUUAUUCCUUGAGUCGACAAUAUGAAGAAAUGACCAAAUCUGUUUCAGAAGCAGAGUUGCAAGUAGCUGCAAAACAUGUCAUCCUUCAGCAAACUCAGGGAAGGAAAUCGAUACUCUCUCAUUCACUACUCAGGUCGGAUAGUGGCAACACAUUAUCAGAUUCGUAUCUACAGACUCAGCUAGAAAUUAUUGAGGUUGAUCUUGACCAUUUAGGGGAGAAACUCACUGAAAAGGCAAAGUCCCUGGGUGUGAAAUUCAAAUUACCCAGGAACUCAACUUUUGCUCAGUGGAAUAAAAAAUGCGAAAAUUCGAACGAUGAAGGUUACACUGAAGCUCUGGAGUACAUUUGCACAUUCGCCGAGGCAUCUUUUUUACCCGCCUCUACCAAAGAACUUUCUGCAGUAGCUGCCAGGAACACGAAGGGAGAAAAUGAACUGGAAUUGGACGCCAUCAGCUGUAGAAUACGCUGUGCAUCAGCAGAAAAAGAAUCUCUUUUAGGGCUCUUAACUGCGACUACUUCUGAAUCUAAGACACCUAGUGGAGGUUCUAUGGGGGAAUCAAUGUAUUCACCCGCAAAUGUCCCGAAAUCAACAGAAAACACUUUGACGGACAAUGUGGUGCCGACCUUAUUUUGCAGCGGCGAAAAAUCCAACCCUGAGGCCUCGAUAAGAGAUGCUGCUGACACCCCUCCAAAAAGCACCCGAGAACAAGAACUUGCGACAUUGCCAGCAGUAGGAGUCCACUCUUCUGUGCUCUCUCUGCUACUCACAGAAUCGUAUUCAUCAGGGGAAAACAUGUCUAGAAUGAUAAUUGAAGCUGAAAAAUAUGAAGCGAGGUAGCAUAACUAUUGAGCCAUGUGCUUGUGAAGUAAAGGGUUACGAUGGCUAACUUACCUUCCUGCUGCAAAAUUUGCUCUUAAAUUUGCAUUUAUCUCAGACGAUGACCUCUCACCAGUAGUCAUGGCUUAAAUGAAUGAUUGAAAACUAAAUAUUAUGGUUCUGUAAGUAUUUGUAAAGCAUUAUCAAGUUCUCAUUUAGU
Messenger RNA from Physcomitrium patens, 3192 nucleotides. Lineage: Eukaryota; Viridiplantae; Streptophyta; Bryopsida; Funariales; Funariaceae. The record is from RefSeq and is a predicted model, not a curated record.